AUGCGUGCGGUUUCAUCAUCGUGCGCGUCCACGAGCGUCGAUCGCGCGCCGCUCGCGCGCAGUCGCGGCGACGCGGCGCUUCAGCGGUCGCGACGUCAUCGCGCGAGCGCCCGCGCAAACGUCCGCGCGGGCGCGCGCGCGGACCCGUUCGCGGACCCCGUGCCGCGGCGAACGGACGUUCCAGACGUCACGUGGCGAACGACGGUGGAGAUCGGCGCCGGCAAGCGAAGCGACGCGUUCGAGGGCGACGCGCUGGAGAUUCGGGCCUUUGGAGGCGAAGACGUCGGCGAGGUCGCCAAACUGUUGCUCGAGAGCGGCAUGCAGGGGUUUCCCACCGAGAGACGGACGCUUGAGGUAUAUUUGACGAACGCCAUCGGUGCGUUUCCGUACGGGACGUACUUGGUCGGGACGUUGAGGGGCGAAAUCGUCGCGACGGUCGGGGUGUCGUUUACGCAGGAGACGCGUAGAAAGUUUUCGUCGCUCGCACCGCCGAGUGAUGGGGGGUACUUGUCGGAUUUGACCGUUGCCGUCGAUAAGCGAGGAGCUGGGCUCGGCGCCGCCAUGCUCAAAGGGGCGGAGAGUUUCGCGCGCGCGAUGAAGAGCGAGGAGAUGUGGUUGCACGUCGCGUUGAAGAAGCCGGGCGUCAUCGCGUUGUAUAAGGAUCACGGAUACACGCUCGGUGGGGUCGAUCCGGGAUUAUUCGGCUGGCGUGGUCGGCUGUUGCUGAAGCGUAAAAUGUCGAUUGAUUGA
This is a messenger RNA of Ostreococcus lucimarinus CCE9901, 750 nucleotides long. RefSeq lists its product with no specific name. The record is from RefSeq and is a predicted model, not a curated record. Gene Ontology annotation, molecular function: acyltransferase activity, transferring groups other than amino-acyl groups. The transcript has a single exon. NCBI's taxonomy places the organism in Eukaryota, Viridiplantae, Chlorophyta, Mamiellophyceae, Mamiellales, Bathycoccaceae. Bases 1 to 750 code for a protein of 249 amino acids.